GGCUCGUUUUGCGUCUGUGGCGCAUCUUUUUAUUUCAUUUAUAUAUAUUUUUUUCACUCUUAGCGCUGUGAGAUGUCCGGCCGCGGGAAGCAGGGCGGGAAGGCGCGGGCCAAGGCCAAGUCGCGCUCGUCGCGGGCCGGGCUGCAGUUCCCCGUGGGCCGCGUGCACCGGCUGCUGCGCAAGGGCAACUACGCGGAGCGGGUGGGCGCCGGCGCCCCGGUGUACCUGGCGGCCGUGCUGGAGUACCUGACGGCCGAGAUCCUGGAGCUGGCGGGCAACGCGGCCCGCGACAACAAGAAGACGCGCAUCAUCCCCCGCCACCUGCAGCUGGCCAUCCGCAACGACGAGGAGCUCAACAAGCUGCUGGGCAAGGUGACGAUCGCGCAGGGCGGGGUGCUGCCCAACAUCCAGGCCGUGCUGCUGCCCAAGAAGACCGACAGCCACAAGGCCAAAGCCAACCCAAGCUAUACUUUGUCCAUCUCUGCAAGUCUGAGGAUCAUCAGCAAGGGUUACUGCAUAAACACACCAAUGGAUGAAAAGGGUAGGAGCUGCCACAAUCCAUGCUGCAUGAGGAUUUCCAGCUGGAGGAAAGUGACUUUGAAUGCACGAGUGAUGGUCUUCAGCCCACAGUUUCAAGUAGAGCCCAGACAGACCCCUGGGGAACAGUCAGCCUGGGUGUCAGGUCCAUCGGCCUCCUCGAGGGGAUGGUUGUCUUUUGGGAGAGCCAGGAGUAUUAGCAGGAAUGGCAGGAUGGGAGAUUGAAAGCUGAUGCAGAAGGGAAGAGGUUCACUACGAUCUGCUGUGACAUACCUGGGGUGGGAAGAGGAGUAGAGUCAUUUCCUCAAUCCUUCCUGCCCUCACCCAACCUGCUCCUUCACUCCAGUGUGCCCUGGCUGCCUUCCCACACCACGGGAGACAGCCCAGGGCUCUUCCAACUGAUGCUGCCUGAUCAGGAAGAGGAAAACAAAAACUCACUUCUUGAUUUUGAGUAACAAUAUCCAUGUAAAUGAACCACCAGGAGUGAAGGAUGAGCACUGACCGUAAAAUACAAGACCAAGAUGUCAUAUUAGGAAAUGAAGUGUUAUCCCAGAAUUUGAUCAAUGCAGGAAGGAGUUGAUCAAUGGAUUUGAUCAAUGCGGGAAGGAGGAAUGCAAUGGAAGAGCUCAGAGCUCCUUCCUUGUUUUCCAGAACACAGAAAGGUUUGAGCUUCUGUAAAUAGGCUGUAGGCCCCUCCUUUUGGUUUUAUUUUGUGUAUUUUUCAGGAGUUCCUCAACAUUUCAAUAAUAUAUUCAAUGUUAUUUUAUACCUACAGUUGCCAGUGAAAAGUUUAGAAAGAUACCACACACACACAUUAUGCUAAAUUAAAACCAAGAAAAUUAAACUGUUGUUUGGCAUGGAAAAAGAUGAAAUUGGGUAAGUAUAACUUGACUUUAACAAUCAUGAAAUACAGAAUAAUAUUUAUUCAAAUAACCCAAGCACACUGUAAUAGAUCUCUCUAUGCUACGUGCCUGUACAUCGCUAUCAUAUUUAUAAAGAUUAUGUGUAAAAUCAGUCAUAAUAAAAAUUCGUGCUUCAGACUAUCUUUUUUAUUUUGGUUUAUUUGGUUUUUAUUUUGGUUUUUAUUCCUUUUGAAGUUAAGAUAUUGCUUAGGUCAGGAAUAAAUUACAUUGUUACUGUUUUGGUUAUUCAGCUGUGUUGCUACUCCUAAGAAGUAAUGGACCUCGGAUAAGAAUGAAAAUUUGAUUAUAUAAAGAAGAUCAAGAGAUUAUGCUGCAAAAAUAAGCAAAGGUAAGAUUUCAUGGAAAAAAAUAUUAACCACACAACAAAUGUCAGAAAAAGAGAUCUAGCAAACUAAAGGGAAGCAAGGAAUGGAUGCUAAAAGAGAUUGCAACUUUUUGACAAAGUCCAAAUCAACAGUAGGGACGGGAGGUGAAUAGUGCAGCUUGCAAGGCAGAAUACUUAUUUCCCCUAAACCACAUACAGAGAAUUAAAUAGCUAAAGUGGAUAAUCUGCAAGAAUACUAACACCUACACUAUUGAAGUAACUAGGUGAAAUGAAAGCAAAGCUCUAGAAAAGAUGCGCAAAAAAAUUAUUAAAACCAACUAUAACAGAUGAGAAGGGGAAAAAAAAAUCUUUCUGCAGCUCUGAAGAGAACAAAAGUGGUCUUUUGAAUCUAGACGAAUAUAGGGAAAAUCACACUAAUGACUAUAAUGGAAAAGGUAUAUAGUAUUAAUUAAAUACUGAGAGAAGUAAUCGUCAGGGAAGCAUAUGCUCUAUAGUCAUGCAGAAACCUUACUGAGCUCUUGGUUGUAUUCUAUUCAUGCUUGUCCUGGUUUUUGUGACACAGGACUUCUAAUGCUUGGGAAAACUGCCAUUUUAGAAGGCUCUAGUGUCUGAAUUCAUGAAAAUAUUUACUUUAUAGCCAGCUAGGCUAUGUGGGAUUCAAGGUCUCUGUGUUUUUGAGCCUUGCCAGGGGCAGGGAUGAGGAGGAGCAGGAUUUUGGCACUUGACCCAAGCUGGCCAACAGGAUUGUUUCAUACAAUGAAUGUCACAUGCAAUAUAAAUAAGAAAGUUUGCUGCGUAGUUCAGUUUCUCCCUUGAUAGUGGUGAUCCAGAGAACUUCUUGUCCCGGUUCUGGACCCCUGAGCCCUUCCUUUCCUGGUGAAGCCGUUGCACUUGCAGUGUCCGAGACUUGCUGUCCACUGCUGGGAGUGCACAGCUUCCUGCUGAUUAAAUGGGCUGAGUAUAAUCCUUGUUUAUUUUAGAUAAGUAUCACUAUCAAUACUGUUCGUUAAUUAUUUAGUCUUAUACUAUUAGAUCUAUUUAUAUUUCAACCCUCAUGUUUCCUUGUUUUCCCCAAUUCCCCUUCCAGGCUGGGGAGGGUCAUUGGGUGAUAGAUUGAUUGUCUAAACAACAAUAAAAUGUUAUGCAUUUCUCAAACCAUAGCAAUGCUGUCAAUGUGGGGAGAAAAAAGGCUGCAUAUAAAUUCUUUUUUUUUUUCCUCAAACACUAAGUGAACUGAUAGAGUACUAAGACACAGUAAUUCUCACAUAAACUGAGGAGCUUCAUCAGCGCCAACAGCACCAUUAAGGUUGAUAUGCAAAGAUAAUUACAUCUUUGCUAUUUCUGUAUAAGUAAAUCAGGUGAUAUUAAUAAAGGCUGAUAAACACUACAAAACUGGCUGCCUACAUGUGAAAAUAGACUUAGCAAAAUGGUGGGAAACGUAAGCUGAAUUAAAUAACAUAUAUACUACAAGGGUACAGAGAGAAAGAAAAAAAAUAAUAAUCCCAAACCACCCCACCCAAAAUAGAAAACAAAGAGGAAAUUCUUUCAAGAAAAAAAGAUGUAAAGGGACAAAUAAUGAACAGUGAGAGCUCAAAGAGAAAGGGCUGUGAAACUACCAAGCAGAAACUUCACGAUCAAGAAGCAUUGUACUAAUGGGAACCAAGGAAACAGGGGAAAAUGGGGAGGAUCAAAAAAAUGGCAAAUGCCUGACCAAACAUGAAAAAUAAAAAAAACCUGUGUAUUGCACAGAUAGAACCGGGGAAAAACUCCUGACAAGAAAGAGAUUGUAAAUGCGAAUGCUUGGGAUUGCAUUUAUUUGAUGCUCCUUCGAGAACAAAGUAAAAAUAAGCUUAAAUAGAUAUAUUCACGAUAAUUUUAAAUACUAAAGGCAGAAAACGUAAGAGUACGUGUGUGCCCGC
This is a messenger RNA of Calidris pugnax (ruff), 3704 nucleotides long. Its product is annotated as histone H2A-IV-like. The record is from RefSeq and is a predicted model, not a curated record. Gene Ontology annotation, cellular component: nucleosome. Gene Ontology annotation, molecular function: DNA binding; structural constituent of chromatin; protein heterodimerization activity. The transcript has 4 exons. NCBI's taxonomy places the organism in Eukaryota, Metazoa, Chordata, Aves, Charadriiformes, Scolopacidae. Bases 73 to 762 code for a protein of 229 amino acids.